Prosopis cineraria is the source of this 1551-nucleotide messenger RNA. RefSeq lists its product as uncharacterized. NCBI's taxonomy places the organism in Eukaryota, Viridiplantae, Streptophyta, Magnoliopsida, Fabales, Fabaceae. Gene Ontology annotation, molecular function: protein binding. The transcript is spliced from 2 exons. Bases 95 to 1342 code for a protein of 415 amino acids. The record is from RefSeq and is a predicted model, not a curated record.
ACGUUCUCCAUCACUAUGCACUCUGCACAUAGCUGUCUCUUACUCUUUAUCGCUUUUUAGUGCUUAUAACAAUCCCCGCGCUCCUGCCGGAAUUAUGACGACUCAACACCCGGUGGAGUUCGACGCUGACUCCAUCGCUUCUUCUCCUCGCUCCGACCAUUUUCACGAACCCUUGCCCCGUGUCCGCUUCAUGUGCAGCUUCGGUGGCAGGAUAUUACCCCGCCCCCACGAUAACCAGCUCCGAUACGUCGGUGGAGACACCCGAAUCGUCGCCGUCAAUCGUUCCAUCUCUUUCUCCGGUCUCCUCCUCAAGCUCUCCAAGCUCUCAGGCACUACCAAUAUAACAGUGAAGUACCAGCUUCCCAAUGAGGAUCUAGACGCGUUGAUUUCCGUGACGACGGACGAGGACGUGGAGAACAUGAUGGAGGAGUAUGAGAGGGUAGCGCAGAAUCAGAACCCGAGGUCGGCUCGUCUCCGGCUAUUUCUGUUCGUUAAGGGAGAAGAUUCUAGAGCCGGCAGUAUCAGCUCCUUACUGGACGGCUCUGCCAACCGCGAGAGCUGGUUUGUCGACGCCCUCAAUAGCGGCGUAGACAGGCUUGAACGGGGCCGUUCCGAGGCGUCGUCCAUGAUUUCUGAAGUUCCUGAUUAUCUCUUCGGGUUGGAAAACUCCGACGAGGCCCAAAUCCGAGAACCAAGGUCGAAACUCCGACCGGUUGUCAAUGACAGCGUCUCCUGUUCGGAUCCUGGGUCGCCUGCUCCGGCUGUAUCCUCUCCGUUUUGCUCCACCUCAUCGGCUCCGAAUGUGCCGUCCAUGCCAAACCUCCCACCGGUUAAAACCAAACCGGAUAACCCAGUUCCUGUUGUUGAAUCGAAAGAAUAUCACAUUGAUGGUUUUCAACCCGGAAAUCCAGCCGGUCAGGCACCUCACUACCCCUUGGAUUCUACUUAUCCGGGUCAUUCUGUACAGCCAGUUCCAGUUUAUUACUAUCCGGGUCCGAUUCCGGUUCAGCACGGGCAGGUGCCAGUCCAACCGGUAACAAUUCAGGCGCCUUAUAUGCAGCCAUACCCGGCGGUGGUGCCAGCUCAGGUGCCAGUGGGUUAUCACCAAGUGGUUACAGGUUCGGCCCAAGCAUACGCCGGAGGACUGAGACCCGUCGGUGGGAUGCAUCCAUACGAAGCGGCGCCGACGGUUCUUCCUGAUAGCAUGAGGCAGCAAGCGUAUCAAGCAGUGCCGAAUUCCGGAGGUGCCACUGUUUAUUCGGUGAUGGCAAUGGCCAGCGGGGACGAAUCGCAGAGACCCGGAAAUGAAUACGGAACGGUUCGGGGCACCAACAUGGAAUGAUUGGGCCACAACAUGUGAUGAAAUCAAAUUAUUUGAAGUGGAAAUAUAUAAACAGCUGUGAGGGUUGAGUUUAAAAAAAAAACACGAAAAUAAAAAAAGAUUAUUGUGAUUAAAUUUAAGUUUUGUGCAAAGUUUGGCAGAAUUCUGUACAUAUAUUGGAAGAACUUAAUAAAUGUAUGCAAGAAAGGUUUGGUUCUGUUCUGUAUCAA